AUGUUGGAUUUGGAAAUCGUCCCUGAACGCUCCCUGGGCUGUGAUACCUGGGAAUUUGUUCUAGGGAUGCAUUUCUCACAGUCAGUCGCCAUCAUACAAAGUCAAGUGGGCACAAUAAGAGGAGUACAAGUACUUUAUAGUGAUCAGAAUCCGUUAUCAGUAGACCUAGUAAUAAAUAUGCCACAGGACGGCAUUCGGUUAAUAUUUGAUCCUGUGGCGCAGCGACUCAAAGUGAUAGAGAUCUACAAUAUGAAAUUAGUUAAGCUUAGGUAUAGUGGUAUGUGCUUCAAUUCACCGGAGAUCACGCCGAGUAUCGAGCAGGUGGAGCAUUGUUUCGGGGCGACUCACCCCGGCCUCUACGAUUCGCAGCGACACCUGUUCGCGCUCAACUUUAGAGGACUCUCCUUCUAUUUCCCCGUUGAAAGCAAGUUUGAGGUGAGCCAUCUAGGACCUGCUUGCGGCACACUUGAGCCUGGCUAUGCUCACGGGCUGGGCUCCCUACAGUUUCCUAACGGCGGGUCACCGGUAGUGGCCCGAACCACUAUUUAUUAUGGAUCUCAACAUCAAGCUAGCCAAACAAAUAACGGUAGCGUAUACGGAGCGCCUUUACCGGAGUUACCGUUAUCCUGUUAUCGACAUCAACUGCAUCUACGUCGUUGUGACGUGUUGCGAACGAGCACUAGCACCGUCGGCCUCAGGCUGCACAUGUUCACCGAGGCUCCUGGCAGGUCUGUGACAGAAGGGGGCGGCGGCCGGUCCGUGUGUCGCGUGGUGCGCUUUGGUAGCAGCGCGCAGAGUGUCUGUGCGGCUUUGGGUGCGCCGGCGCGCACGUACUACAAGGCGGACGACAAGAUGCGCAUCCACCGCCCCACGGCGCGCCGCCGGCCCCCGCCCGCCUCCGACUACUUCUUCAACUACUUCACUCUCGGAUUGGAUGUGUUAUUCGAUGCGCGUACGCAUCAAGUGAAGAAAUUCGUUCUCCACACGAACUACCCGGGGCAUUACAACUUUAAUAUGUACCACCGCUGCGAGUUCGAGCUCACCGUGCAACCAGACAAGUGCGAGGCGCGGUCGCUGGUGGAGUCCCUGGGCGCGGUGUGUAUCACGGCGUACAGCAAGUGGGAGGUGGUGUCGCGCGCGCUGCGCGUGGCAGAGCGCCCCGUCGUGCUCAACCGCGCCUCCUCCACCAACACCACCAACCCCUUCGGCUCCACCUUCUGCUAUGGAUAUCAGGAUAUGAUAUUUGAAGUGAUGUCCAAUAACUACAUAGCGUCGAUCACCCUGUACCAGCCGGAAGGCACGCGGCCCCACUACACGGUCAACAGCAUCGCGUGA
Molecule: messenger RNA, 1335 nt
Organism: Arctia plantaginis
Lineage: Eukaryota; Metazoa; Arthropoda; Insecta; Lepidoptera; Erebidae
Source: the annotation of a GenBank genome assembly